GGACUCAGUCUGAAGAAACUUGGCCGGGCUUCAAUGAGCUGCCGCUGGUGAAGUCCAGAGCUCUUCCGCGGCUGCCAAACUGCCCGCCUUCUUGGCGCGAAGUUUUCCCGCCCCCCUCCAAACACCUCACCAUGGGGAAUGGCGGGGUGCUGUCGGACUUGGGCCUGGACCUGCUGCAGCAGCUGCUGCGGCCGGACCCCGAGCAGCGGCUGUCUGCUGCUGCUGCACUGCAGCACAACUAUUUUAAAGAAAGUCCGAAGCCCCAGCCCACAGAACUCAUGCCCAGCUACCCCGACACCAACAACCAGGGCAAGCUGCUGCUGCUGCUGCUGCUGUUGUGCACGGAGGAAGCGGAGGAAGGGAGGCAGUGCGGACCUGAAUGA
This is a messenger RNA of Eimeria tenella, 383 nucleotides long. RefSeq lists its product as uncharacterized. The transcript has 3 exons. The annotation marks the transcript as partial. The record is from RefSeq and is a predicted model, not a curated record. Lineage: Eukaryota; Apicomplexa; Conoidasida; Eucoccidiorida; Eimeriidae.